Messenger RNA from Candidula unifasciata, 1115 nucleotides. The record is from the annotation of a GenBank genome assembly. Lineage: Eukaryota; Metazoa; Mollusca; Gastropoda; Stylommatophora; Geomitridae.
AUAUUGAUAAAAUGGAGAAAGCUGAAAUUCUGGAGAAGACCUUAGAGGUCCUCACGCGGUUACGCCAUGAAAACCCCAAAAUCAGCCACACAGCUUCAACUCAUAAAGCCAUGGCUAUUCGAUAUGCAUCAGGAUUUAGUCUGUGUGCAGAGGAAUCAAUCAGGUACAUCCAGAACUCUCGCCUUGUUCCCAGUGAAGUCAAAGUGCAUCUUCAGAACCACCUGAGAGCCAUAGCAAGAAGAGUUGAGUCAACUAUGCAGAUAGAUAGACAGACAGAUUUGAACCCAGCGCAGUGUUUUUCUGCUUCAUCUUCUACAAUAUCAUCACCAUCUUUGGGUAAAGUGACAGCUCGAGAAAUAAUAAGUUCAUCAGCAGAUAAUUUGUUGGGUUUAGGGCCAGUUUCAGGACAAUUUUCUGGUGAGGUUUCAGAAGGCAGUGAUUGUUACAUACACUCCCCAGUUCUUUACUCAACACAGGGCAGCAAUUGUUUACUAACUUCACCAGUCUGUUACUCCACGCCAAUAUCUUAUUCCCAUCUACCGUUCAUCAAAUCAGAUGCUCAGCUACAAAAAGAUGGUCACAAACUCUUGAACUAUUCUUCAGAAGCAUAUACAUGUAGCAUUGUUGAUCAGAGGAAGAAAUCUGCACGAGGUCGGGCUGCUCAGACACCUGGCCAGCCCACCCAAAUAAAACCAGUCAAGCAAACAUUAUCAUUAAGCAGUGACUCUCAAUUUGAUAAGUCAGAAGGCUACUGCUCCGACUUUUCUCAGUCAAAACACUACUAUCUUUCUCCAUACUCUUCAUUAAGUUCUUCAUGUUUAAUUUCCAGUUAUUACAGUGAUGCAUCGUUUACUGAUUCUCCACCUUUGAUGGCAAACUCUUCUGUCCUUCCCAACACACCUAUACUCCCAGACCGAACUGUCUACCCACACCACAGAUUCGAACCCCACAUCACCACACCUAACAUCCUUGGUGAGUCCACACAAGUGAACAGCAGUCUUCUGUUAACCCCUGCUAUAAAAGAGUUCCCCCGGUCAAAUAAUGUCCUUGACCUCUGUGUUAAACGAACAGACGAGCAGCAGAUUUCUCAAGAGGCCAUGUGGAGACCCUGGUAA